UAUUCAAAACUUUACAAAACCCCAAUCAUAAAAACAGAGCAAAUUCAUUCAUUCAACAAAAAAACAGAACAAAAAAUAAAAUAAAAAAAACAGAGCCAAAAACAGAGCAUCAAUGGCUUCUUCAGCUUCUACAAAAUCAAUUUUCCCUUCACCUUUGAUCUCUUCUUCCUCAUCAUCAUUUUCAGAAUCAAGAUCUUCAAAAAUCUCCAAUCUCUCAUUCCUAAGCUCCAGCAGUUUUGGAACCAAACCCAACAACAACAACAACAUUAAACUUUCAUGUCAACGACGUUGUUUUGUGGUCAACAGUGUUUUAAAAACCGUUGACGAAACAAAACAAACAACACAAACCAUUUCCAAGAACAAUGUUGUUGGAAAUGAAAAACCAACGAUCUUGGUCUCCGAGAAGCUUGGAGAAGCUGGUUUACAAGUGUUGAGAAAACUAGGAAACGUGGUAUGUGCUUAUGACCUUUCACCGGAAGAGCUUUGCGCGAAGAUCUCAACCUGUGAUGCUUUGAUCGUGAGAAGUGGUACGAAAGUUACGAGGAAGGUGUUUGAAGCUGCUAAAGGAAAGUUGAAAGUUGUUGGUAGAGCUGGUGUUGGGAUUGAUAAUGUGGAUCUACAAGCUGCUACUGAAUUUGGUUGUCUUGUUGUUAAUGCUCCUACUGCUAAUACUAUUGCUGCUGCAGAACAUGGAAUUGCACUCCUUGCUGCCAUGGCUCGUAAUGUUUCUCAGGCUGAUGCUUCCCUCAAAGCCGGAAAAUGGCUAAGAAGCAAGUAUGUGGGAGUAUCAAUGGUUGGAAAAACAUUAGCAGUAAUGGGAUUUGGAAAAGUUGGAUCUGAAGUUGCAAGACGUGCAAAAGGGUUAGGAAUGAAUGUGAUAGCACAUGAUCCUUAUGCUCCAGCUGAUAGAGCACGUGCUGUUGGUGUUGAAUUGGUCUCAUUUGAUCAAGCAAUCACAACUGCUGAUUUCAUCUCACUUCACAUGCCUCUCACUCCAACUACUAACAAAGUCUUUAAUGACAACACUUUUGCUAAGAUGAAGAAAGGUGUGAGAAUCAUCAAUGUUGCUAGAGGUGGUGUUAUUGAUGAAGAUGCUUUACUCAAAGCACUUGAUAGCGGAAUUGUUGCUCAGGCAGCACUUGACGUGUUCACCGAGGAGCCUCCGGCCAAAGACAGUAAGUUAGUGCAACAUGAGAAUGUGAUUGCUACGCCUCAUCUUGGAGCCAGCACCAAAGAAGCACAGGAAGGCGUGGCUAUUGAAAUAGCAGAAGCUGUUGUUGGUGCAUUGAAUGGUGAACUUUCAGCAACUGCUGUCAAUGCUCCUAUGGUUGCUCCUGAGGUGUUAUCAGAACUGGCUCCAUAUGUUGUUUUGGCUGAGAAGCUAGGGCGGUUAGCAGUGCAGUUGGUAUCUGGAGGAAGCGGAAUCCAGUCGAUCAAAGUGGUUUACCGAUCGGCCAGGGGCCCAGACAAUCUCGAUACUAGACUACUCCGCGCCAUGAUCACAAAAGGCAUCAUUGAACCCAUAUCAAACACAAUUGUCAACCUUGUUAACGCGGAUUACAUUGCGAAGCAAAGAGGCCUUCGCAUAAGUGAGGAAAGAGUCACUGUUGAUUCGUCUCCUGAGCUACCUGUUGAGUCAAUCCAGAUACAGAUAUCGAAUGUGGAGUCCAAAUUCGCUAGUGCUGUAUCUGAGGGUCAGAUAAGCAUUGAUGGAAAAGUGAAGUAUGGCACACCUCAUCUUACCUGUGUUGGAUCUUUCGGUGUCGAUGUGAGCUUAGAAGGGAAUCUGAUUUUAUGCAGACAGACCGAUCAACCUGGGAUGAUCGGUCUUGUCGGAAACAUAUUGGGCCAACAAAAUGUUAAUGUGAGCUUUAUGAGCGUCGGAAGAACAUCUCGCCGCCAGAAAGCUAUUAUGGCUAUCUGUGUCGAUGAAGAACCAAAUGAGGAAGCUCUUGACAACAUUGGAGCUGUCGCAGCCAUCGAGGAGUUUGUGUUUCUCAAGCUUUAGAAAUUGAAUUGAUAUCAUAUGAAUUUUAGAAAGUAAUACUAUAUAUAUUGUUAUUGAUUGGGGCGAAUUAACUGAAUGAUUUAAUUUGUAUGCAUGGAUAGACAGUAUAAAUCUAUUUAACACAUAGAUCCAAUCAAGAGACGUGAAUGUCUGGUUUGAUCGGAUGUAUGUAUAAAAUUUUAUACUGUCGGUGCAUAGAAAUUAAUCAGGUAAGUUAAUGAGUAUGUAUUUUUGUAUUCUCUAUGGAGAUAUAUUUUGGUAGAAAGCAUGUGGAAAGUGAUAGGCAUGUUAUGAAGUAAUGGAUGAUAGAGAGAAUAAAUAAAACUAGCUGAAAACAUAAGCAGCUAGUAGUGUGUUGUUUUCUAGCAUUAAAUAUGAACAAACUAUUUGUUGUUUGUUUUAUUGUAAUUGAUGUUGUUUGUUUGUUA
This is a messenger RNA of Lathyrus oleraceus (garden pea), 2436 nucleotides long. RefSeq names its product D-3-phosphoglycerate dehydrogenase 2, chloroplastic. Gene Ontology annotation, biological process: L-serine biosynthetic process. NCBI's taxonomy places the organism in Eukaryota, Viridiplantae, Streptophyta, Magnoliopsida, Fabales, Fabaceae. Gene Ontology annotation, molecular function: phosphoglycerate dehydrogenase activity; NAD binding. The record is from RefSeq and is a predicted model, not a curated record. The transcript has 5 exons. Gene Ontology annotation, cellular component: chloroplast stroma. The coding region runs from base 113 to 2008 and encodes 631 amino acids.